Molecule: messenger RNA, 2976 nt
Organism: Lepisosteus oculatus (spotted gar)
Lineage: Eukaryota; Metazoa; Chordata; Actinopteri; Semionotiformes; Lepisosteidae
Gene: slc35d3
Product: solute carrier family 35 member D3
Cellular component (GO): Golgi apparatus
Molecular function (GO): antiporter activity
Source: RefSeq, a predicted model, not a curated record
GAGCUACAGUCAAAUGUGAGGGUACUCUCUGUCUUAAAUGAGAUACUGUACUUCCCAAGAACAUCUUAAUGAUUAGAUUGAAUAAGUAUUCCCUGACUUUAAAAGGUAUGCUCAAAAUAUUUGUUCCACUUAAUAAUUAAAUGAAAACAUUUGUUUCAAAGGCAGGGUGAUGGUAAUACUGCAGGCGUUUCAUCAUCCAUAGUUUCUUAUCAUUUUUUACUGUAACAUUUUUUGUUCUAUUUAUUUUUUAAUUACAGUGUAAAUCUACUCAUUGCUAACUGGACUCUGACGAACCGACUCUAGGUAGCAAGUUUUCGAUUAAUAAGUUCUCAUUCAGACAUUCAUACGUUCCUUCGACAUGCACUAGGUGUAAGUGCAGGUACAGUGUAUACAAAAAAGAUCACAUCCAUUGUUUGAAUUACUGUUCCCUAUACUGGUACACGAAUAUUAGAUGUAACUUUGUAGCAUUUGUAAUAUGUAACUUUAUUUUGCAGCUCCGGUGGUUAGACUGGUUUGUUUAGAUAAUUUGGAAAAAUAUCACUUGAUAAUGCACUUCCGAAAGCUGAAUCUAAACAUAAAUUAAUAAAACAAUUGCUUCCUUAGCAUUACAUUAAGAAAUUUGAGAACCAAUAUUCAAUCUCGUUUGUUUAAAUUGCACCCUGAUUUUUUUAUGGUCUUUUUAGUCUUUUUCCGGUGGCUGUCUUCUGAUCCACUUGGCGUUGAACGCGGUUUCCCAUGUCUGUAUUCUGAAAUUGAAAGGUUGAGUGUGGAGGAUUGAAACAGAAAAAGAGCCUAGAUCUUAAUACGCCUGACCACCCUUCAGGUUUUAAUUUGUGCUACAAUACAUCAAUCUCCUACUGCAGAAUGUGUCACCCUGAGUUCAUUAUGUAAAUAAGAACAACUAAAGUCCAUUAAAGAAAUUAAAAGGCUAGGAGACCUAAACUAUUUUAAUUGCAAGACCAUCAGUGCCGCCGGGGCUGUUGGAAAACAUAACCACAUAACAUAAUCACAUAACCACGAAAAGCCCAACUCGAACCCUCUCGAUACGUGCUGCGCGUAAUUGAGGGAAAAGGACGGAUGUGAGAACGCAUGAGGAAUACUCCGCAAAUCCCACCUCCUCUCAGAACAGUGGUGUACGCGAUGCCAAGACCGGGGAGAGAGAGACCGAAAUAGCCGCUCUCACGUAAUUAAAUAAAUUGAAAGUGCGGAUUCACCUCCGAAACCAAAUGCGUCAGCAGCUCCAAGCUUCUUUUUUUUUUGUUCCUUUGGACCUCUCCACUGUUGCAGUGGACACAUCUGAAAAAUAAAUGUCCCGUUGGUCAGUUCAUUCCUGUCCGCCUUUCACAAACUGGCCGUUUUAGUCAUCCACUUGCAGGAUACAUUUUAACAACUUGGGAGGCUGAAGUGUCAAUAUACUCCGCGAUCCUUCGUUCUCUUAAUUGGAGAUUUGGGAAAGAACUCACAAAGGAAACAUGGAAGUUUGCAGAGGGCGUUUACUGGGAAUUUCGGUGGCUGUUGCGCACGGAUUUUUCUCGGGAUCUUUGAAUAUUUUAUUAAAAUUUCUGAUUACAACUUACAACUUCCAGUACCUCACUUUAAUCCAGUUUCUGACGAGCAGCACUGCAGCACUAACCUUAGAGGGUCUCAGGAGGCUGGGAAAAGUAGAUGUACCCCCGUACAGCCUGCAGUUAGCCAAAGUUUUUGCCGGUGUAACAGUUUUAUCUACGCUGCAGUCCACAUUGACCCUGUGGUCGCUUAAGGGGCUUAGUCUUCCCAUGUAUGUGGUUUUUAAACGAUGUCUUCCUCUGGUCACGCUGACUAUCGGUGUCUGCGUCCUGAAGAAUGGAGUCCCAUCUAUUGGAGUAAUAACUGCAGUGGUCAUCACCACCGGGGGAGCUGCAUUAGCAGGCGCUGGAGAUCUGACGGGAGACCCGUUUGGAUACGUGACUGGGGUGCUGGCCGUCAUUAUCCAUGCGUCAUACCUUGUGAUCAUUCAGAAGACAGGCACAGACAACGACUACGGGCCGCUGACAGCCCAGUACGCUAUCGCUGUGACGGCCUCCCCCCUGCUGCUGAUCUGCUCCUUUGCCAGUCUGGACUCCAUUAAUGCCUGGUCCUACCCAGGAUGGACGAGCCCUUUCAUCACCUGCACCUUUGUAGCCUGCAUCCUCAUAGGCUGCGCUAUGAACUUCACCACCCUGCACUGCACCUAUAUCAACUCUGCCGUCACCACCAGCUUUGUGGGGGUGGUGAAGAGCGUCGCCACGAUCACGGUGGGAAUGCUGGCCUUCAGCGACGUGGAGCCCACCAAGCUGUUCAUUGCAGGCGUGGUGGUCAACACCGUGGGCUCCAUCACGUACUGCAUUGUGAAAUAUUUUGAAACCAAAAAGAAGAGCAAAUACGAAAACCUGGAGGAGGCGGCCAGGGACGAGACGCCGGUGGGUGAGCCACACCGGGAAGAAGGAACACGGCCAGAUGGGGACCCGGAGGCGGUACCGAAUGGAGCCGCGGCAGGACCCGUGGAGCUAAACGAUCCAGGGGAGCCGAGUGGUGGGGACGGGACGGUGGAGUCUUACGCACUGCAAACAAAAGCCAACCCGGGCGAGCCGGAGGGCCAGAGCCCGUCACCGAGCGACAGUUAUGUAGGGGUGUGGAGAUCCAUCCGGAACAUUAGGUUUCUGAAGAAAGACACGUUGAUUGAAAACGAAGAGCUGCAAAGCCCUUAACGCGGAAUCUGCCUGUUUGUGAAAAGAGCGCAUGUUGUCGUCCCGAGUGACUGCUCUUGAAUACUGUACUAAAAGUUUUUAUCCCGCUUACAGGUGGUCCACGGGAACAGUGCCGUCUUAUUUUCCGAAUCGUAUCAAAAGUGAAUUCGUUUUGUUCCUUGUGGACCGGUUGAAAAUGUGACGGUUUUCCCUGUCAUUACAGAAUAUCGUCCUGUCUGGGUCAAGCAAUAAAGGAAAUCGAUUGCUAUAA